AUGCAGACUAGCGACGCCGCCACCCGAAAGCAAUAUAUCGAGUCCAAAAAUUUGGCCAAGGUGAUCUUCAGCUACUCUCACGACGAUGCUGUAUGCGUUCAGUACCAUCCCAGAGGAAUUCCCGGAGGUAUGAUGCCAGAGUUGGACUCCCAUACGCCAUCAGCAACAAACCCAACUCCGCUAGCGUCGCCCUAUAGCCCAUGGCAUGCCUGUGGACCGGAUUAUCCGCAUUACUCUUCGGCAAUGAAACGACGCUCGCAUUUGAGACUCCUAGGUGCAACCUUGCGCCUCGCGCCAGGCCAAAGUGAUACUGAGGGCGCCGCACGACAAUGGCAGGAUUACUUCGGCAUCGGCAGAGCAAGAAGUGACUUGGUCUUCACCAAUGCAAAACUGAAGUUUGUCCCUGGAGUAGACGGUCUGCCCGAAGGGUUGGAAAGCAUAACAAUCGAGGUAAAAGGAAAGGACAUAUUUGACAAGAUGCUAGACAUCGCGAGCAAAGAAGGGCUCUGUGGUGAUGGUUGGGUCAACAUGUUGGGAGUCAAGUGGUACUUCAUCCUCAAAGAUGAAAAAGGAGGCGCUGGAAAAGACAGGAAUCAGAGCAAGUUGUAA
Exophiala aquamarina CBS 119918 is the source of this 609-nucleotide messenger RNA. RefSeq lists its product as uncharacterized. Lineage: Eukaryota; Fungi; Ascomycota; Eurotiomycetes; Chaetothyriales; Herpotrichiellaceae. The record is from RefSeq and is a predicted model, not a curated record. The coding region runs from base 1 to 609 and encodes 202 amino acids. The transcript is spliced from 2 exons.